GGGGUUGUCGGUUAGAACAGGGGGUGCAAAAAGGAAGCGUUGCGUGUUCUGGGUUCAGUCUGCAUUGCGCAUUCACCAGAAGAACGCGUAGCCCUGUUAGGAGUUUCUACCACCGUCGAACGUCAGACCAACAGACAACAUCAGUAUAAUAACGUCAGUUGUUCAAACCGACACCGCCAGACAAUAAGAAAGAAUAAAAAAAAACCACUUCCGACGCGUAACCCUCGUUCAAAAAGAAAGAUGUGGGGCCGAGCAAACGUAGGAGUUGUCAUCCUGUUUCUGAGCCUGGUCUGCGUUUUCGCCAAGGAAGAGGUAACUGGAUACACGGAUUUUUAUCUCGAGACGGAGACGGUAGUUGACAAAGCAUCGGCAUGGCUAUGGCGCAAACGAGGAAAAGACGCCGGCUGGGGUAACGACACUCAACGAGUACUUCUAGCGCUACGUUUAGCCAACCUAUUUCUUGACGACAGCGUUCCGCCUCAACCCCCUCUGGAAAUGCAGCUCAGCGAGAAGCAAAUGGAAUUGGAAAUCGUACUCCUCUUAUCACGACACCACGAGGUACCACUUGCCCCCGUGCAUCUGGCUCAAUACACCCUGACCUUGAAUGCCCUGUGUAUGGACCCGCGACAAUUUCAUGGUCACGAUUUGAUCGGUACAUUGCAACAUCACGAGCCUCAACUAGAUUACGACUUCGCAGUUUCCACCUUAGCCGUAUGCAGUGCACAGGCUCACGUUAGAAAGCGACAGAUUCGAAGACUUCUCGACAUAGCGAACGCUGCUCAAGAUCAUAACAUCGAUACUGUAGCGAUGGUGAUUCUCGCUUUACGUUGCAUCGUCCAGGAUCACCGACAUCGAAAUCUACACCACUUCGUCAGAAAACCAUCGCUGGGACUCGCUCGACAACAACAGCACGACGGAAGUUUCGGUAAUCUGCACACAACUGCCCUCGUGAUUCAGGCAUUGGAAGAAGUUGAGAAUGAGCCAGCGGAAAAUUGGAACCGAACAGCGGCUGUCUCUUGGCUUGCCGCGCGCCAAGAAACGGACGGUAGCUUUGAAAAUGACGUUAAAUCAACAGCCGAAGCGAUUCUAGGACUAUCGGUACAACUCUCUGGUAAAGGACUCCCAAAUAUUCGGGGGCUUGAUUGCGGUCAGGGUAUCAACGAUGCUGUACCACCUCGUUUAACUACUCCAAAUGAAAUCGGCUUGGCAGACAAUCACAGUGAGAUAAUUCUGCUAUCACCUACCGGAACUAAUGCGACCAGCCCAACGGAACCGGCAGGGACGCAGGCUCCGGUUUUGGUGAACGUAACUUACACACUGUGGGUCGGCAGUAAUGUGAACGAGACAUAUAGCCUGACGAUUACGGCUCCCAGAAACGAAACCUUUUAUGGGGUGAUGUUACUUGCUGCUGAAAUGUCACCGCACUUCCAAUUCGCCGCCUCGGAAUGGCCGAAUGGGCAUUAUGUUCACACGCUCGCCGGGUAUAAAGAGGAACCCAUGUCUUAUCAUUACUGGCUACUCUACAGAUUGCUCACUCCACCUGACGCUGGAUCGCCACCAGGAAAUCAACUCGUCGCACCUGGAGGUGUCGAUGAUCUCCAAAUAAGCGAGGGUGAGCAUUAUUUGUUUUGGUACAAGAAAUUGUAAGACCCUGCAAAGAUGUGCAGGGUGAGAUUGCGAUCGAAAAAAAAGAGACAAAAGACCCUGCGGGAAACAAACAACGCAAAGCGGUCGGGGUAUCCAGGACAACUUGACGAAGAAAAAUGAAGAGGAAAAAGAAAACAAUAAAUGAAGAGAAAAAUGUGCGCGGCACGACGUCCCAGAGAAGAGACGCCCUUUUAUUUGACCCGCAAAACUAUGAUACGUCGCCUCUUGCAAUAGCAGCUUACUACGUGACGUUUUGUAUAAAACUGCAAUGCACAACCAUAUUGUACUUAUUAUCAUAUAUUAAUAUUUAAUAAAAAAAUUAUCAAUAUCAUUAAUAAUAAUCGUAUAACGGUAUACGAUCCACACAAUGAAUGGUUAUACAAAACUCAAUGGAUGUUCAUUAUCCAUUGAUGGUGUGUUUCGUCAAAGUUUUAAGGUAUCAUUGUAAUAUUUAAUAUGUAUAAUUUGUUCUAUGGCACCUGUAUUUAUUAAUCCAACCAUUGAAUCAUACGCGUUGCUUCUUUUAUAUGAUGAAAUGCUAUCGAUAUACUUUGAAUCCAUAGCCGUAAGCUAGGGUACCACACAUGGAGCGAACUAAUUUAGCUUUGCUUCGUUUGUCUGUAAAAUGCACUCGUUAAUUUAUAUAGGUAUUCGCAAACUGUUUUGUUGAUAACUUGGUUCAUAUGUAUAUUUUUCUAUUAUGAUUUCAUGAAACAUGUGUAAUGAUACAAUGAGUUUAUUAUUAAAGAAACCACAGUUUAGUCCGUAAUAAUCAUUAUAUGUACAUGCGACCAAUUAGAAUGUAUCGUUAGCAUCCACAAAAUAUUGUAUCGCAUUCGUACAGAAGGAACCCCCCCAACGCUGGCAUUAUCUGAUAUGCAUUCAAAUAUGAAGUACCAACAUCAAACACGGCAAGAGCGGAUGCAGCGUGGAAACCUUUACAUUGUGUACUGCCGACAUUAAUCAUGUAAUAAAUCAAAUGUUUACAAUUC
Athalia rosae (coleseed sawfly) is the source of this 2639-nucleotide messenger RNA. RefSeq lists its product as uncharacterized. Gene Ontology annotation, biological process: cobalamin transport. Gene Ontology annotation, molecular function: cobalamin binding. NCBI's taxonomy places the organism in Eukaryota, Metazoa, Arthropoda, Insecta, Hymenoptera, Athaliidae. The transcript is spliced from 7 exons. Bases 241 to 1647 code for a protein of 468 amino acids. The record is from RefSeq and is a predicted model, not a curated record.